AAUACUAAAAAAAAAACGUACUACGUUGUCACGACUUGCAUUUGCUCCCAAAAUGGCUCCCGACAAGCCGUUCGGACGGACAACGGUGCUCAUUUGCACAGGCUUCUUCGCGCUCCUUUGCUGCUGCUCGCCGCAAGCACGAGCCGCGAACAACUACACGUUCGCGAGGGACGCGGGGCAGGCGGCGCCCGUGUCGUACUACGACUACAUCAUCGUGGGCGGCGGCACGGCGGGCUGCCCGCUUGCGGCGACGCUGUCGCAGCGCUUCCGCGUGCUCCUCCUGGAGCGCGGGGGCUCCCCCUACGGCGACGAGCGCGUCGAGAACAUGACCCACUUCGAGCGCACGCUCUCGGACUCGUCGCCGGGCUCCCCCGCGCAGCGGUUCGUGUCCGAGGACGGCGUGAUCAACUCGCGGCCCCGGGUGCUGGGCGGCGGCAGCUGCAUCAACGCCGGCUUCUACACGCGUGCCAGCGACGACUACGUGCGUGAAGCAGGGUGGGACAUUGGGGCGGCGAAGCAGGCGUACCGGUGGGUGGAGGACGUGGUCGCGUUCCAGCCGGAGCUCGGGCCGUGGCAGGCCGCGCUGCAGCGGGGGCUCAUGGAGGCCGGCGUCGCGCCGGACAACGGGUUCACGUUUGAUCACAUUGACGGCACCAAGGUCGGCGGGUCCAUAUUUGAUGCGGAGGGGAGGCGGCACACGGCCGCCGACUUGCUCCGGUACGCGCGCCCCGACGGCCUCGACCUGCUGCUCCGGGCCAGAGUCGCCAAGAUUCUGUUCAACGUGCGAGCGGGGAGGCGGCCGGUGGCGCACGGGGUGGUGUUCCACGACUCGGAAGGGCGGAUGCACAAGGCGUACCUGAACGCGGGGCGGCGCAACGAGAUCGUGCUCUCGGCGGGCGCCAUGGGCAGCCCGCAGCUGCUGAUGCUGAGCGGCGUCGGCCCCGCGGACCACCUGCGGUCCUUCGGCAUCACGCUCGUCCUGAACCAGCCCGCGGUCGGCCAGGGCAUGGCCGACAACCCCAUGAACGCCGUCUACGUGCCGUCGCCUUCCCCGGUCGAGGUGUCGCUCAUCCAGGUCGUCGGCAUCACCCGGCUCGGGAGCUACAUCGAGGGCGCCAGCGGCUCCAACUGGGCCCUGCGCCCCCGCUCCGCCUCCGGCAACCACCGCCCGCCCCGCAACUUCGGCAUGUUCUCUCCACAGACGGGGCAGCUGGCGACGGUGCCCCCGAAGCAGAGGACGCCGGAGGCCAUCGCGCGCGCGACGGAAGCGAUGAGCCAGCUCGACGACUCGGUGUUCCGUGGCGGCUUCAUCCUGGAGAAGGUCCUUGGCCCCUUGUCCACGGGCCACCUGGAGCUCCGGAACCUCAACCCGGACGACAACCCGGCGGUGACGUUCAACUACUUCUCGCACCCGGAGGACCUCCGGCGCUGCGUCGACGGCUUGACGGUGAUCGAGCGGGUCAUCCAGUCCAAGGCCCUGGAGAACUUCACGUACCCGUACCUCUCCGUCGAGGACAUGCUCAACAUGACGGCGGACUUCCCCGUCAACAUGCGCGCCAGGCACGACAACGACUCCAGGUCCCUGGAGCAGUUCUGCAAGGACACCGUCAUGACCAUCUGGCACUACCACGGCGGCUGCCAGGUCGGCAGGGUCGUCGACGCCGAGUACCGGGUGCUCGGCGUCGACGCGCUGCGCGUCAUCGACGGCUCCACGUUCAACGCCUCGCCCGGGACGAACCCGCAGGCCACCGUCAUGAUGCUCGGCAGGUAUAUGGGAGUCAAAAUCCAAAACGAGAGGUUGCACGCUGAAGGUUUAGCUAGGAGAAAAUUGUAGUUCGAUCAAUCAAACAACGUCCGCAGGCACGUUAAGUGUUUGUAUUGCUGAGUAUGUGAUGCUUGUUUUCACUGUUUGUAGCCUGAACGGGAGACUUGUCACGGGUCUCAUGGACUGAGCUUGUUUGGGAUGAAUUGUAGUACAUCACUGUUGGAAAGUGUGUGUGUCAUAUGUACUACUAUCAAGAUGAAAUCUUUAUUCUGUGAAACAAAUUGAAAUUUGAUUACUA
This is a messenger RNA of Brachypodium distachyon (stiff brome), 2063 nucleotides long. Its product is annotated as protein HOTHEAD. Bases 53 to 1834 code for a protein of 593 amino acids. NCBI's taxonomy places the organism in Eukaryota, Viridiplantae, Streptophyta, Magnoliopsida, Poales, Poaceae. Gene Ontology annotation, molecular function: oxidoreductase activity, acting on CH-OH group of donors; flavin adenine dinucleotide binding. The transcript is spliced from 4 exons. The record is from RefSeq and is a predicted model, not a curated record.